AUGGUGGUGGGAACGGCGCUGCCGCGCGGGGUCUCCAUCUCCUUGGUGUGGAUCCUCCUGCUCCUCUCCUCCCUGCUCCUCCUCUCGCCGUCGGCGGCGUCCGUCGACUUCAGCCACUGCGGUGGAUGCGACGACGCCGACGACGGCGUCCUCUCCAGCACCUACAACAUCCUGCAAUGCCAGAAGGUCAGCGACUUCCUCAUCGCCGCGGCCUACUUCUCCAUCCCGCUCGAGCUGCUCUACUUCGCCACCUGCUCCGACCUAUUCCCCCUCAAAUGGAUCGUGCUGCAGUUCGGGGCCUUCAUCGUGCUCUGCGGCCUCACGCACCUCAUCACCGUCUUCACCUACGAGCCACACUCCUUCCACCUCGUUCUCGCCCUCACCGUCGCGAAGUUCCUCACGGCACUCGUCUCCUUCGCCACGGCCAUCACCCUGCUCACGCUCAUACCGCAGCUCCUCAGGGUGAAGGUCAGGGAAAACUUCCUGAUGAACAAGGCACGCGAGCUGGACCGGGAGGUGGGGAUGAUGAAAAGGAAAGAAGAGGCGAGCUGGCACGUGCGCAUGCUCACACAGGAGAUCCGCAAGUCGCUCGACAGGCACACCAUCUUGUACACCACCAUGGUUGAGCUCUCAAAGGCGCUGGAGCUGCAGAACUGUGCUGUCUGGAUGCCUGAUGAGACCAGGAGCGAGAUGAUCUUGACACAUCAGCUGAGGGAGAGGGAUAUAAUGGACCCGCAGAACCGUUCGAUUCCUAUUGAUGAUCCGGAUGUUCGAGAAAUAAAGGCGACCAAGGAUGCAGAAGUUCUUGGGCCAGAUUCGGCGCUAGGGGUUGCUAGCCGAAGCAAGCUUGAAGCGGGGCCUGUGGCUGCAAUAAGGAUGCCGAUGUUAAGGGUGUCGAAUUUCAAAGGAGGGACUCCAGAAGUGAUGCAGACAAGCUAUGCUAUCCUGGUUCUGGUUUUGCCUAAUGAUGCUUCGUUAGGGUGGGGUAGAAGAGAGUUGGAGAUUGUUGAGGUAGUUGCUGACCAAGUUGCAGUUGCUCUGUCACAUGCUGCGCUCCUAGAGGAGUCUCAGCUGAUGCGAGAGAAGCUUGCUGAGCAGCAUAGGGACUUGCUGCGGGCAAAGCAUGAAGCCAUGAGGGCAGGGGAAGCUCGGAAUUCCUUCCAGACUGCAAUGUACGAUGGAAUGCGAAGGCCAAUGCACUCGAUCCUUGGUCUCGUCUCGAUGAUGCAACAGGAGAGCAUGAAUCCAGAGCAAAGGCUUGUGAUGGAUGCCAUUGCCAAGACAAGCAGUGUUGCAUCCACGCUUAUGAAUGAUGUGAUGCAAACAUCAACAAUGAACUGUGAACACUUGUCUUUGGUGAGGAGGCCGUUCAACCUUCAUUCCUUUAUCAAAGAAGCUGUUGGAGUGGUCAGAUGUCUAACUGGUUGCAAGGGUGUAGAGUUCGAGUUUCAAGUGGAUAAUUCUUUGCCAGAAAGGAUCAUUGGUGAUGAGAAGAGAGUCUUCCAUAUUGUCCUGCACAUGGUAGGCACCCUAAUAAACCGAUGUGAUGCUGGCUGUAUCUCGUUAUAUGUCAAUGGUCAUAAUGAGGUUGAAGAGAGGCAUAAUCAUGACUGGAUGCUGCGAAGAGCAAACUUCUCUGGGGGCUAUGCAUGUGUGAAAUUUGAGAUUAGGGUUAGAAAAUCCAAGGACAAUCUUUUGAGUUCGUCAAGCAGUCAGAUAAGCCAGGGGUCCAAACCCAACAAUUCUGAGAUGGGGCUUAGCUUCAAUAUGUGCAAGAAGAUUGUGCAGAUGAUGAAUGGUAAUAUUUGGUCAGUAUCAGAUUCUAAAAGCAUUGGAGAAACUAUCAUGCUCGUCCUCCAUUUCCAGUUGCAACCUGUGACUCCGGUCUCUGGAGCGUCCUCAGAUUUGUACCGAUCGUCCGCAAUUCCCAACUUUAAUGGGCUCAGAGUCCUCCUUGCGGACAGUGAUGACACCAACCGAGCUGUAACUCACAGGCUCCUGGAGAAGCUUGGUUGCCAAGUCCUUUCGGUUGCUUCUGGCGUCCAAUGCAUGAGCUCCUUUGCUGCUGAGUCGUCCUUCCAGCUGGUGAUUCUUGACCUUGCCAUGCAGACGAUGGAUGGAUUCGAAGUAGCCCUCGCGAUCAGGAAGUUCAGUAGCAAUAGUUGGCUGCCGUUGAUUGUUGCCCUAGCAGCAAGAAUCAACGACAACAUCUGGGAUCGAUGCCAGAGGUCAGGAAUAAAUGGCCUGAUCCAGAAACCAGUCACACUAGCUGCACUGGGAGAUGAACUGUAUAGAGUCCUUCAGAACAAUUAA
Miscanthus lutarioriparius is the source of this 2313-nucleotide messenger RNA. The record is from the annotation of a GenBank genome assembly. NCBI's taxonomy places the organism in Eukaryota, Viridiplantae, Streptophyta, Magnoliopsida, Poales, Poaceae.